Molecule: messenger RNA, 5845 nt
Organism: Patiria miniata (bat star)
Lineage: Eukaryota; Metazoa; Echinodermata; Asteroidea; Valvatida; Asterinidae
Gene: epg5
Product: ectopic P granules protein 5 homolog
Biological process (GO): autophagosome maturation
Cellular component (GO): cytoplasm
Source: RefSeq, a predicted model, not a curated record
GAGGAUGCCUUAUUUCUCGAUCUCAAUCUUCACCGGAGCACAGCCAUUUUGGUCGUAGAGGCGUACCUCAAAGUUCUAACUUCCAAAUCGCCCGGAGCUUCAAGGCUUGGUACUGGACCGUUCUCCUCCCAGGAGCAAGCCUUUGACCUGUGGGCCUGGGACCUGGUCCCUAAACUCCGCCUCCACAAACACCACCAGCCCCGCCCCAUCCUGCUCGCGUCCAGCGAGGGCGCCGCUCUUGACGACUGGUUUGGUGUGCUGCCAAAUCCCGACACCAACAUGAAGCUGUAUCCACUGCAGAAGGCGUUGCAGACCAACGUUACUAUCGGCUGCUUUGUGAAUAUUGCAAUGACCAAAACGGGCCAUAGCAUUGAUAGCUUCAUCACAAACGGCAUCCCCAACAUGCACACCCUGAUCCAGGCUGGUUGCCAGCGCUUCUGCCUCCCCCUCCUCGCAAUGGUCGUGCCCAUGUUUUCUGGAUGAGGAAACCCAGACUACCUGCUGACCAAUGACAAGUUUUUGACCAUAGUUCAUCGUAUCCUACAAGCCGACCACCAGAGCCUCCGGUCAUCUUCCACAGGAAGUAACGCCUUCCCGGGAGACACCACAAAACUCUUCGCUGGAAUGGUUUUGACCCAGAUCCAGCGAUCUUUGUCUCCUAGUACCGGCGCUCUCGCAGCUGAAGCAGUCUUGGAGUUCUGGUUGAAGCUUCUGACGACGCGCAGCGGCUGGCAUCUGGAUCAAGACAUCUGCUACAUCUUAGACGCGGUGCUGUCGGCGGCGUUCUGCAACAAGGGCGGUUGCUCCCUGGCUGAAGAGGUCAUACUCAAACAGUACAAGCUUGCUCUAAGAUCUUCCUCAAGUCAGGACGCGAAGGUUGAGACCAAAUCCCAAGGGUUCAUCUCUUCCGUUCUGUCCUUUGUCUCAUCUGGCAACCCCUUGCCGAGCCUCCUGGAGAAGCAGAGCAUGGAGAGGCCGUGGCUAGCCUACUGCAUCCUGUCAGCAGAGACUAAGAACCUAGAAGACAUGGGAUUACUGCGAGAGGUCUCGUUAGAGUUGUGUCAAGAUGCCGACCUGAGCCCCGAUGCGGGUCUCAAGCGCGCCUGUCAGAGACUCAAGUUGGACUAUUCCAUGCCCGUAGCUCGGCUGCCCAUCUACCGCUGGGCUCAACUAGCUCUAGACACGGACAUCGAGCAUCCCCUGCUACCCAUCAUAUGGCAGCGUUUCUUCAUGGUUUACCUUCAGCGAGUCACUGCAGAGUCUGGUAUUUCCCAGAGAGCCAGCAUCGGCCAGCGUUACUUCCAGAGCAUCACCAACCUGACCUAUCUCAAGAAGAUGAAGAGACGACUCCGACAGACGGCCGACUUCCACCACGAGGCCAGCCACAAAAAGCCUGCUGCCCCAAAGCCCUCCCCCUCCUCCUCCUCCAUGGGUUCUACAAACCAGGCAGAGGCUGGGGAGGAGGAGGCCAGAAUGGAUGGACUGGAGGAAGGAGAAUUUGAAGCUGGGUCGGAGCAUCACCGCCAUCUUGUUCAAUUGUAUCAGAUGUACCUUCUGUGGUUAGAGGAGCCGUUGCUACAUGACGCGAGUCUCUAUCUGCCCUCGUUGCCACCGCAGUAUGAGGCUGAGAAACUCUCCAGAAUCUUCAACGGUGAUCAGGAUCUGUGGAUGGAGUACGCCAACGUGGACAUGGCCAACUAUCAAACAACUCAGCUAGUCAACUCGUGGAUCACAAUGAGUCAACCAGACACAAACACAUCAGGAUUCAGCCAGGGUCUGACCUCAGAACAAGAGCAGAUUGACAGUGCAACAAGCCGUAUCCUGAACCGUCUGACUCACUAUGAGGAUCAGCAAGAGCCACCUUCAGUGGUACCCGUCUUUGCACCGGUGCCCGACGUGCCUCGGGAGCUACUAGUCAACAAUCAUGCCAUGCUAGUCUUCGUUCAAGAUGACAUUAAACAACUCCUAUACUAUGCAGACACAUUUUCAGACAGGGAGAACCGCAACGUGGUCCUAGAUUGUGAGUUCCUGGAGAUGGUGCCUGGUCUGUACGCCAACAACGAUAUACAGAACCAAAUCCAGGUCCCGUGUAAGAGUAUGUUCAACCCAAUGCACAAGUGCAAGGGCCCAGCAGUUGUCACCGUCAGACACAAGUCCAAGCAAGUUAACGAGAUCAUCUCUAGACGACUGGAUGAGAACCGAGCCGAAUUCAAACAGCUGUCAAUCGAGUCAUUAGCCCCACCUCCUUCAAAUGUUGUCGUGUCUGCCGUACACAUAGAGAAUGCAAUCACGGAUCUCAUUCAUUUCACUCGGGCACUGACUGACAGCCCUGCCGAGUUUGAAGCUGCCAAGCAGACUGGCGUUAGUCUACUCUAUCACCUAGGCAACCAGAUGAGCGAGAGUGCCAGGCACUACCCACCCACCCGCCAAUUCUUCUCAUCUUGCAUUGAAAUACUAGGCCAGGAGUAUAUCCGCCCAUACCCUGACCAAGCCCAGCCGUUGCUGUCAGCCAUCUUGACAAACUGUAACUUAGCCGGGCUUCUAGCCCCGAACCUUGCCCCUAACCACUGCGGUGACGCCUUCGUUCAGAUGUACAGCGACGUGGUACGGAUCAGCAUAAGCGAUAAUCAGGACACAGCAUUUAUGCUUCUAACUAAGUUUGACCCAGCCCAGUGGCUGAGCAAUUGCCAACCGGUCAUGGCGGUCCGUUCCCAUUUCAUCGAGGUGGUGGGUGAAGCGCUGACUAGCUGUGGCCUGGAGAUGGACAACCGAAGCAUGAUGAUGUUUGAGAUCUACCGGAGUCACCUGCAGGCCAUGCUCAUGCAUCAGUUCCCUGAGCAUUACGGAGACGUGCUCAGACUGGUUCUGAAAGGUUCUGAGGAGCAUUGUCUACAUGAGGACAUCUGGUCUGAUACCCUGAAGUCUCUUGGCUGUCCCAUACUGACUGUCACCUCCGAUUCCAUCAGUCAGGAUCAGGUCAAGGUGCUGAUCAUGACACAGCCACUGCUCUCCCUUCAACAGUUACAAGAGACAAUUGAAUGGAUGACGACAUACUUCAGCCGCCAGCGAAACAACAACCCCCAGUGUGGACAGUUUGGUCUCCAUAGCAACUGGAAAAAGUACCACCAGUCAUUGGUCAGUUUCCUUGGUUACAUCAUCCUCAACACCAUCAUCUUGGAGGCUCAGCGAGUCAUCGCGGCAAAUCUGGACGUGGAACAAGCCGUGAGACAUCUUUGGACCCUUCUGUCAGGCCUCUUCUAUCCUUGGAUCGUUGCCUUGGAGGUUCCGUCCCCUACAAAUCCAAACACGAAGCAGUUGCUCCCACCCUGGGUUGAAGGGGACCGAGUACCAGCCAGUUGCAUGGUGUCCAUGUUCACACAUACCAUUGGAUGCAUACAGGCACAAUUCCAAGGCUACCUGGACCCUCCACUGGUCAAUUCUAUGUCCCUUCUCUGGCCGUUCUACCAUGACACUCUGGCCAGGAAGGGUCUACGCGAGGACGUCUUGAUGACCUACCACCAGCACCUGGUCCUGCUGCCAUGGAACCAGUUUCAUCCGGACCUCGCCUCCAUGGAGCUCAUGGUUCGGGUGUUUGAGGACAGGGGACCGGUCUGCCUGACGUUUCUAGGCAACAUCUUCCCUCGUAUCCCGUGGCGACAGAUCUCAGAUAGCUACUGCCAAGGGACAGGCGCUGAGACCUCCAACGCCUUCCUAUCCAAUCUACUCAGUCUGCUGGUCAUCUUCCUGAACGAGGACAACAUCAUGAAAUCUCAGGGUGCUUCAAUGCAGCAUCUCAUAGCCCAGGCCAAGGAGUUUCCAUGGCAACUGCUGGACGUGACUUCCUACAACUGUGCAGUGACGUGGCAAAUUGACCGCUGCGACCCGAGGCACGUCUUGAAUCAGAAGAACGGGAAAGGGGACACGUCUAUCAGUUUGAUGCGUGGAGUGGCUAGGUUCAACACGCCGUCCUCAUUAGAUUCUGCAGCCGAUGCUUCCAAGCGUGCAGCUUAUGUCAAGCUGGUAGUCCAGUUGCUGUGUAAAUGCUCCAGCUUGGAUGACACCCGCAAAGACUGGUUCCCCGCGCCCGUACAGCGGUUACUUAAUGAUAUUGAGCUGUUAGCUACAGCAGGUGGUCCGACUGCAGACAGACAGCAAGAGCUGGUGUCCCUCCUUUCAACUCUCCUAACCCUUCUCAACAACUGCUCUCCGGUCUACGGUGCGGCCGAUGCCAUAUUGGAAGCCAUAUUGUCCUGGUUUGAAGCGUCGACGAGCAGCGCCCUCGGUCUUCCGUGCAUCACGGCUGCGUGUCGUACCCUAGCGUCGGUCAAACAUUCGGCCCUAGUGGUGGAGGCUUGCAUAGAGGCUCACUUUAAUACAAAUAUGGACUUGUCCCCAGACCCCUCCCGUGGCUGGACCAGCAUCCUGCAGGUUGUCCAGAUCCCAGAGCUCACCCACAAUGAGUUCCUUGAAGAGUGCUCCAAGCAGGGCGCCAUACUGACCCUCUUUGCCUACGUGGGUCAGAGGUCGCCCCAGUGCCGGACUCUGGAGGAGGAGUGUACCUUGUACACGGAGUUGAUCGACUGGUGUGUCAAGAUCAAAGUCAAACCGGCCAACGAGGCCAAAGUCUUCCUGUGGUGGCACAAGGCCUUACAGAUGACCAUCCAUCAGGUUGAAUUCGGCUCACCCCAUUGGACGAUGUCACGCUCCUUAAACAACCUCGUCCCUACCAUGAUGACGCUGGGUGAAGACCGUAGCUCCUCGGGGCUUCUGGGGGCCAUCGGGUUCGGAAGACAGUCGGAACUUUCUUACAGAUUUCGCAUCAUUGCCAGAUGCAUGGCUGCGUUUAUAUCGGCCCAAGUCCUGCGCAACGGAACGAUACGACUGGCGCCCAAUGAGCUCGGUGCCCUGAGCAGAAACCGAGAGACCCAGGCACAGUCGCCGGGGUCCCCGGACGCCCCAAAGCCCUCAAGUUUGGCUUACACCGCUCUGAAGCAGCUAGACGCCGCCAUCGACAACAGGAACUAUGUAGGGCUGACUGAGCACGCUCGGUACGCGAGGGACGCUGUCCUUAACCCAGCCAAGUGCAUGAUGGAUGCCACACACCUCCUGUGCCAGUUAGUGACAGUCAUGUUUCCAGAGAAGCACUAUUUGUCCAUCAUCAGGACCCUAUGAACAUCAUUGAUUGAGAUUGUAAAUAAUGAGUGAAGAAAUAACUGCAAUAUAUGCUGUGGGUUGGUCUUUCAGUAAUGGGUCAGUGCAUGAAUUAUAGAGGGGGCUAUUUAGCCUGCACGUGAGAGGAAAGUGAGGGCAAUGAAGAGCAAGUUUGAGCGGCGACUAGUGUUAACCAUAGUUCGGCUAACUUCUCUACUCUAAUCGGCUAUUUGGAACCGAAACCUGAGGCACGGUUCCAUCACUGGUUAUCAAUAGCUGCGUGCAUCAUAAUGCAUAGCAGGGAGCCAGGACAAAGGAGUUUUGUGAUGACAUUUAGACAAGUUUUUCAACAAGAGGCGUUCGCGCGAUGCCAUUAGUGCGCAGGCCUAAGUUACGUCACAAAUCAAUCUUAAGUCAAUUAAUGAUCCUCGCCCGAACUUGAUCAAAGUUAAGCUCCAUUUGUGAACGGUGUUCAGCUUACACUCUUUGGUGGGAGAACCAUUUUGAAGCAGGUAUAUACAGACCAGCAUUCGCACACUGAUGACAGACCUUUCAUAGAAAUGUCAUUCCAAUGUGGACCUCUCGUAAGGUCAAAAUAACAAAACGUGAUAAUUGUUUGGGAGUCAGGUUGGUGUAGCGGUACUUUGCUCGCCCUCCACCGCUGUGACCCGGGUUCGAAUCCUGCCUGGGCCAA